Triplophysa rosa is the source of this 2056-nucleotide messenger RNA. RefSeq names its product N-acyl-aromatic-L-amino acid amidohydrolase (carboxylate-forming) B-like. The transcript is spliced from 7 exons. NCBI's taxonomy places the organism in Eukaryota, Metazoa, Chordata, Actinopteri, Cypriniformes, Nemacheilidae. Gene Ontology annotation, molecular function: aminoacylase activity; hydrolase activity, acting on ester bonds. The record is from RefSeq and is a predicted model, not a curated record. Bases 385 to 1347 code for a protein of 320 amino acids.
UGCUACAGUCUCAUGGCCGGUGGAAGUGAGACUUGGUGUUUACAUCACCACAUGUGAAAAAUGAUCCAGGGCUAAGAGCUGGAGAGGCAGUGGUCAGCGAGACAGAGAGCGAGGGAAAUCACUGUUAUUCAUGAUACACUUCUGCGUGCGAGUGAUUCUGGAAGAAUCUUCUCAGCUGAUAAUGUAGGAGACCCCUGCGUGCGUGUGUGUGUUUGUAGAUCCUGCAGCUGUUUGACCCCUGCAGCUAGAUUAGUCUUGUGUGUGUGUCAGUACACAUGUCCUGUGACACUUUGCCGCAUGCGUUCAAAGGUCUCCGCCUUGUGCAACUUCACUCUUAGAGAAGAUUAGAGGUAAAGACACUGGUGGUAGCAGGAAAACCACAUUAUGUCUGUCUUACAAACAACGAUGGCAUCUACCUUUUUGCCGGCGGUGGGCCGUGUUGCCGUGUGUGGCGGUACCCAUGGCAACGAGCUGUCGGGCGUCUACCUGGUGCAAGAGAUGGAACGAAAGAGGAAGGAGAAGGGAGACAGCGUGUGGCCCGUCCCUGUGACAACAGUGGUGUCAAACCCGCUGGCUGUAAAAGAGUGCAAGAGAUACAUAGAGACGGAUUUGAACCGCUGCUUCAGCAACGCCACACUGAGCACCCCUAUAACAGACAGCACCCCGUACGAGGUCCGGCGCGCUCAGGAACUCAACGCUCUGCUGGGGCCGAAGGAAUCUGCGGGGGCAACAGACCUGCUCUGUGACCUUCACAACACCACUUCAAACUUGGGCCUGACUCUCAUCCAUUACACAACCAAUGACUGGAUGACCCUGCACAUCUGCAAAUACUUACAGACAAAGAUAACCAGAGUGCCUGUGAGAGUUUUGGUGCUGGAUAUUCCCAUUAGUGCUGCAUAUUCGUUGGAAACUGUGUCCAAGCAUGGCUUUUCGAUAGAGGUUGGGCCGCAGCCUAACGGGGUCAUCAGGGCGGACAUCUAUGAGGUCAUGAAAGAGGCCGUUGACCUCACGAUGGACUGGAUAAAAAUAUUUAACUCCGGAACAGUAUUUGAAGGCGGAGAUAUUGAAGUCUUCAUCUUUCAGAAAAGUAUCGAUUAUCCCAGAGAACCAAGCACCCGGGAGCUCAUCGCUGCCAUUCACCCUCAGCUGCAGGACAGAGACUUUUGCCUCCUCAAGCGAGGCGAUCCCAUGUUUUUAACAUUUUCGGGAGAAACUGUUAAGUAUGAAGAUGACGAAACGCUUCAUCCUUUUUUUAUUAAUGAGUGCGCCUACUAUGAAAAAGGAAUCGCUUUUCACUUGGCAAAAAAGUGGAAGCUUUCGAUUCCAAGGAUGCAAGUGCAGAAAUAAUGAAAGAGCGAAGAAAACACGUGUAUGAGUCACUGCAAAAGGAUGAAAUAAAAAAUGAAAAUUCUUACAAAAGAUCAGAAAUCCCAAAUCACAAGCACAAUAUUUUGAGAAGAAUCACUGUACUUGCACCACUUUUGGUAGAAACUAACAGUACCAUCCACGCCAUACCAUGAAAGACCUGCCGCUUUGGAGAUGUUUUGACCCAGUUGGUGGUUUUAAUGUUGUGGCUGAUUAAAGUAUUUUAUUAUGCUUGCUCCCUGGGAACCUCUGCCUUAUUUAACAAUGACCAGUUUUCUUGUUUUGAAAGAAAUGAUAUUUAUUGUGACCAGCAAUAUAUACCUUUGACAGGAGUGCUUAUAAAAUGAAUAAAAAAAGUGUUGGAAGUGUUUUGGGCACCAUCAUGAUGAUGUCACAGUGUUGCUUAUAUGUUGCUGUCUUUAACGUUUGCUUGGAAAAGAUACAAAUUGAAGGACUAGAUAAAAAAAGACAACCUCACUUGAACAAAGUUGGAUCUCAAAUAUUACAAUGCACAGAAUAAACCAUGUGACAAUUGACAAUACUGUAGCAACAAAUAUAUUCAGGCCAGGUGUACGCUGUGCAAUUUUACCAUACUUUUUUACCAAACUUUGAGACUUUACAAUUUAAAGGAAAGUUCACAGAGAAAAACCAUGUCAUUAAAAAGCUAUAUAUGACUCUGGAACACAAAAGA